CACGAUUUUUUUUCUUUUUAAUUUACAGAAGAGCUAUUUAAGGAAGGCAACAUGCCUUGGAGAUCAAGACUUUCGAAGAGCCCGAUCUAACACAAAACAUCACGCAGCUGAAGUGGGAAAAGCUAAACACAUACAUUUACUGAGCAACCAUGAGGUUCUUUUUCGCCGUCGCCAUCGGCAUACUUGCCAUACAAGUUGUCAACUCAGCUUCCAUAUUUCGGGCUGAUGAGCACGCUGGCAACCACCCAACCCCACCAGUCAAACGCGCUGAUGAGCACGCUGGCAACCACCCAACCCCACCAGUGAAACGCGCUGAUGAGCACGCUGGCAACCAUCCAACCCCACCAGUCAAACGCGCUGAUGAGCACGCUGGCAACCACCCAACCCCACCAGUCAAACGCGCUGAUGAGCACGCUGGCAACCAUCCAACCCCACCAGUGAAACGCGCUGAUGAGCACGCUGGCAACCACCCAACCCCACCAGUCAAACGCGCUGAUGAGCACGCUGGCAACCACCCAACCCCACCAGUGAAACGCGCUGAUGAGCACGCUGGCAACCACCCAACCCCACCAGUCAAACGCGUUGAUGAGCACGCUGGCAACCACCCAACCCCACCAGUGAAACGCGCUGAUGAGCACGCUGGCAACCACCCAACCCCACCAGUGAAACGCGCUGAUGAGCACGCUGGCAACCACCCAACCCCACCAGUCAAACGCGCUGAUGAGCACGCUGGCAACCACCCAACCCCACCAGUCAAACGCGCUGAUGAGCACGCUGGCAACCACCCAACCCCACCAGUCAAACGCGCUGAUGAGCACGCUGGCAACCAUCCAACCCCACCAGUGAAACGCGCUGAUGAGCACGCUGGCAACCAUCCAACCCCACCAGUCAAACGCGCUGAUGAGCACGCUGGCAACCACCCAACCCCACCAGUCAAACGCGCUGAUGAGCACGCUGGCAACCACCCAACCCCACCAGUCAAACGCGCUGAUGAGCACGCUGGCAACCACCCAACCCCACCAGUGAAACGCGCUGAUGAGCACGCUGGCAACCACCCAACCCCACCAGUCAAACGCGCUGAUGAGCACGCUGGCAACCAUCCAACCCCACCAGUGAAACGCGCUGAUGAGCACGCUGGCAACCAUCCAACCCCACCAGUCAAACGCGCUGAUGAGCACGCUGGCAACCACCCAACCCCACCAGUCAAACGCGCUGAUGAGCACGCCGGCAACCACCCAACCCCACCAGUGAAACGCGCUGAUGAGCACGCUGGCAACCACCCAACCCCACCAGUGAAACGCGCUGAUGAGCACGCUGGCAACCACCCAACCCCACCAGUCAAACGCGCUGAUGAGCACGCUGGCAACCACCCAACCCCACCAGUCAAACGCGCUGAUGAGCACGCUGGCAACCACCCAACCCCACCAGUCAAACGCGCUGAUGAGCACGCUGGCAACCAUCCAACCCCACCAGUGAAACGCGCUGAUGAGCACGCUGGCAACCAUCCAACCCCACCAGUCAAACGCGCUGAUGAGCACGCCGGCAACCACCCAACCCCACCAGUGAAACGCGCUGAUGAGCACGCUGGCAACCACCCAACCCCACCAGUCAAACGCGCUGAUGAGCACGCUGGCAACCAUCCAACCCCACCAGUCAAACGCGCUGAUGAGCACGCUGGCAACCACCCAACCCCACCAGUCAAACGCGCUGAUGAGCACGCUGGCAACCACCCAACCCCACCAGUCAAACGCGCUGAUGAGCACGCUGGCAACCACCCAACCCCACCAGUCAAACGCGCUGAUGAGCACGCUGGCAACCACCCAACCCCACCAGUCAAACGCGCUGAUGAGCACGCUGGCAACCACCCAACCCCACCAGUCAAACGCGCUGAUGAGCACGCUGGCAACCACCCAACCCCACCAGUCAAACGCGCUGAUGAGCACGCUGGCAACCACCCAACCCCACCAGUGAAACGCGCUGAUGAGCACGCUGGCAACCACCCAACCCCACCAGUCAAACGCGCUGAUGAGCACGCUGGCAAUCACCCAACCCCACCAGUCAAACGCGCUGAUGAGCACGCUGGCAACCACCCAACCCCACCCGCAUUUUAAUCAUAACACUGCUGCAUAAAUGAAAUAAAAUCUUU
This is a messenger RNA of Physella acuta, 2146 nucleotides long. RefSeq lists its product as uncharacterized. The record is from RefSeq and is a predicted model, not a curated record. Lineage: Eukaryota; Metazoa; Mollusca; Gastropoda; Physidae.